Molecule: messenger RNA, 346 nt
Organism: Paramecium tetraurelia
Lineage: Eukaryota; Ciliophora; Oligohymenophorea; Peniculida; Parameciidae
Exons: 2
Biological process (GO): microtubule-based process
Cellular component (GO): dynein complex
Molecular function (GO): dynein light intermediate chain binding; dynein intermediate chain binding
Source: RefSeq, a predicted model, not a curated record
AUGUCAUCUCAAACAGCAGCUUAAUAUAGAAUGUACUUGGGUGCUAGAGUGUUGUGGCCACCUGAUUGUCCAGAUGAUAUAUUGGAAGGAGCUAUAAAUGAAACACAGAGCUGUUUGAAAACAUACGAAGCAAAAGAUGGAUAAAAGAUGGCAGAACAUUUGAAGAAGUAUUUGGAUACUAACUUUGAACCAUUUUGGCACGUAUUUUUUGGUAAGAAUUUCGGAUGCCAUUCUAUUCAUGAAAAAAGAAGAUUUAUCUACUUUUACAUUGAUAAAACAGCAUACCUAUUUUACAAAACAUAAUGAAAUAUAUAUAUAUCAGAGAUAUUCAAUUUUACAUUUAAAA